CGCAUCACCGCGAAACAUCGAUCGCCGUACGACAUUUCCCAAUUCCGAGUGUGAAAGGCCAUGUUCGCUCUACCGCUCGUCUUGCGGUUUUUGUCGAGUAGCUCGUUCUUGGUACAGUUGAUUCUGGCUAUUCCGUUGGCGUUUGAGGUGGGUGGAAGGAAUUGUGGGCUGGCAUUCACGCUCGCGUUGUCGAACUUUUAUUUGGUGUUGUCAACGUUGCGAUUGGUGACGAAGAGGACGCCGUUAUCGAUUAUCCCGACGCUGUUGGCUGGGUGUCAGCAUGUGAUUAUUCCGAGUCUUCUGAUUUACUAUCUGAAUGAGUACUACGCCGAUGGUAUUGUGGCAUCGUGGUGGCAGAGCAUCUUCUUGCGGCCAUGGGGAAUGUUGAUGAUGCAUUCCACGCCGUUGUUUACGUUGAUGGAGGGAUUGGCCAGCUUGCUCUUGAUCCAGGCUUUUGGAAGGGUGAGCCGUUGGUUGGUCAACAAUCGCUCAGAUACGUGGUUGAUCAUCAUGCUCGUCGGGUGCGGUGGUGUCAUCUCCGGUGCCCUGUACUCUUUAUACCGCAUCUACAACUUCCCCGUCAUUGGCACCGUAAACUCAACCUUGAUCGGAGUCGCCUUGACCGCAUCGAUCUUCCUCUGCAUCUACGGAACAGCCUCUGGACGCGGUAACAUCGCGGAGAGCUCGCUGAUGUUCGCAUACACGGUUUACUCCAUCUACAUGGUCUGCACCGACUUCCAACCUGCCGGUGCCCCCCACCGCGCCGCAAACCCCGACGGCAAAUCCGAGUUCCCGCCGUUCCCACCUCUCAUCAUGGAAUCCUAUGCCAGCGUCGCCGCUUCCCUCGCUUCCGCGCUCCCCGAUGCAUUUUUCCGCUCCUUCGACUUUGUCUCCGCCGCAGCAAACACUAUCACCCCUUCGGUUGUUACUUCGUUGAUAUACCGCAUCAUCGUCCUCGCCGCAGCCACCAGAAUCAUCCCCGCCCUCCGCGAAGCCUCCCGCUCUCUCUCCGCAUCACCCUCCUCUUCCGACCUCGAGCCCUCCUCCCGCCUCAUGAAUGUCUUCAUCACGUACUCACCCUCAAUCCUCAUCGCAGUCUACACGCACCUUGUGAUGCAGCACUUUGGUAUGAUCGAACAUGGGCCGAAGGUCUUGGGGAUUGCGGUGGGGAGUGGGCAGGCGUGGAGGUGGAUUAAUUGUUUUGCUACUCUGGCGUUGUAUGCGGGGGAGUUGGUGCUUGGGGAUGAGGAGAUGGGGGUUGAUUUGGUGGAGCAUUGGAAAGUUGAGUGAGGAUGGGGUUGGAGGAGUCAAGGAAAAGAAUACACGAAAUAUGGAGGCACUGCUGAUGGGGUAAAACGGUCCACUGCAAGUAGGCGUCGAAGAACGCCGCCCGACUGCACGAUAUCGGUUAGUGAGAGAGCGAUACCU
Molecule: messenger RNA, 1428 nt
Organism: Saitoella complicata NRRL Y-17804
Lineage: Eukaryota; Fungi; Ascomycota; Saitoellomycetes; Saitoellales; Saitoellaceae
Product: ICE2-domain-containing protein
Exons: 3
Coding region: 61-1290 (409 amino acids)
Biological process (GO): endoplasmic reticulum inheritance; septin ring assembly
Cellular component (GO): perinuclear endoplasmic reticulum; endoplasmic reticulum membrane; cortical endoplasmic reticulum
Source: RefSeq, a predicted model, not a curated record